AUGUCUAUCAAAGCAAAGAGCUGUUUUGAAUUUACGCUACAAGACCUCUCAAAGCUUCCCCCGAAGGUCUAUAGUCCUCCUUUCGCAACCAGUCACGACACAUUUUGGCAAUUGAAGUUUAAGCCGACGUCUCAAGAUUAUCCAGAACAUUGUUCUGUAUAUCUAGUGGCACUUCCGAAUCAAGAAGAGGUAAACACAACGUCGACAUGGCCAAAUCGAGCACAAUAUUCUGCUGAUAUUUAUCUAAAGAACCCGAGAACCUUUCUUAUAAUUAAGAAAAUGAGUCUGGAUACCAGCAAAUUUUCCGCAAUAAAACCACUAAGAGGUUGGAAUAGAUUUUGCAAGAAAAGUCUAUUGAUCUACGACGAUCUAAUUCUCGGGGUAGAAUUUGAUACUACGGAAUUUCAGCCGAAUGAUCUGAAGCCGUCUUUUCCCGGGAAUGGUAAACCAUUUCCUAAUGAUCUUUUACAGGCUUGGGGUGAACAGCUAAAUAAACUUGAAACUGCUGAUGUCGAAUUUAGAGUGCAAGGAGUCUCUAUCUAUGCAAAUACCUCGAUACUAUCCAAGCGAUCACAGUAUUUUAAGAGGAUGUUUGAAGGGAAAUGGAUUGAAUCUGUAGCAUACAAUAAUCACAAAAUUUCACAGAAACAGCCUCAAUUACCUCGACUAAAAAAAUUGCCGAUAACGUCACCACAUGAACUGCAGAUAAUAUUACAACAGCAAUCAUCCAAAUCACCAUCAAUACCUUCAUUAAUUCCAAUAUCAACAUCAGCAAAGCAUUUUUCUCUUCAUGAACUUCCUCCAAUAAUAUCAUCAGCAUCAACUACAGCAUCAUCAUCAUUAUCAUCAUCGUCAUCACAGCAACAACAACCACAAAAAGCUGCAGAAUAUAAUACAAUUACUCCAUCACCAUCAAAACGAAAAAGAUUGGACGAGUUUGGCAUGAAUGACAUGAUAUCAGCAGUCAACAUUAGUCUUGAUGACAUGAAACUCGUGCAAAAGACCAAUGAAAAAAUUGUUAUUCACGUCAUGGACUUUCAUCCUGACACGUUUAUCGAAAUGUUACGCUAUCUAUACACGAAUCAAGUGGCUUUCGGGCGAGAAGAUUCACACCGAAGCGCAAUUGAUAUAUACAAGAUUGCCGACAAGUAUCUAAUAGACACUCUGCAACAGAUUGCUAAAGUCAAACUGUGUAAAAGUGUCAAUAUUGAAAAUGCAGCUCAAUUCCUCUUUGGAACUGCAUGGCAGUAUGAAGAACUAAAAGAGCAUGUAAUGAGCUAUGUGGUACAAAAUUUCAAAAGUGUUCAGAAAACACGAGGAUGGUUAGAAAUUACUUCAAUUCCGGGGGAUUAUCCUUAUUUUGGUGAUUUACUUAACGAAAUCCUACGAGGAGUGUUAACGGACGGCGACUCGGAAUAUAGCGAUUCAUGA
Messenger RNA from Ambispora gerdemannii, 1431 nucleotides. Lineage: Eukaryota; Fungi; Glomeromycota; Glomeromycetes; Archaeosporales; Ambisporaceae. The record is from the annotation of a GenBank genome assembly.